Hemibagrus wyckioides is the source of this 2247-nucleotide messenger RNA. It is a transcript of the gene angptl4, whose product is annotated as angiopoietin-like 4. Bases 163 to 1497 code for a protein of 444 amino acids. NCBI's taxonomy places the organism in Eukaryota, Metazoa, Chordata, Actinopteri, Siluriformes, Bagridae. The transcript is spliced from 7 exons. The record is from RefSeq and is a predicted model, not a curated record. Gene Ontology annotation, molecular function: enzyme inhibitor activity. Gene Ontology annotation, biological process: triglyceride homeostasis.
UCGAGAGAGCGAGAGCGAGAGAGAGAGAGAGAGAGAGAGAGAGAGAGACACACACACACACACACACACACACAGAGACACAGAGACAGAGACAGAGACAGAGACAGACAAGAGAGUGUUCAGCGCGAGGAUUAUAGGGUGUUCUUGUACAUUCAGGGCGAAAUGAAGAUGAAGCUGUCGGAGCUGUUGUGCAUCACAGUACUUGUGAGUUCCGGUUCUGGUUCUCCGUACGAGCGAAAAGCUCCUGCAGUAAAAGAAAAACGCGUACAAUAUGCCGCUUGGGAUGACGUCAACGUGCUCGCACACGGCCUGCUGCAGCUCGGACAGAGUCUGAAAGAGCAUGUGGACAAAACGAAGGGGCAGAUUAGGGACAUUUCUGUCAAACUCCGUGUAUUUAACGGCAGCGUGAAUGAGCUCGCGGCACUGACACGACGCUUGCACGUGGAAAGUGAGGUUCUUAAAGCGCGAGCGGAGAGUCUGGAUGAGCGCGAGAACCGGAUUCUCAACAUGUCCGACCUGCAGGAGAAAACCGGAGAGCUGCUUAGGGACAGACAAGGCGUGCACGACAGGAUCGGUAACCUGGAGGAAAGGGUGGACAACAUUGUGCAGAGAGACAGGCACGCGCUCACAAGCGGCAAUCACAGUGACGCACGCGCCAUUCAGUCGUUGCUGGAGGCACAGAAUCAGCGAAUUGAUGAACUUGUGGAAAGAAUUAAACAGCAGCAGGACAAACUGGACAAACAGAACAUUCGGAUUCGAGCACUGCAGAAUCAAAUCCAGAUGAGAAAGGAGAAACUGAACCCAAGCACCGUUCGGACUGAACAACAGGACACGCCAACCUCAACAGCAGCAAAUUGCCAUGAUAUGUUCCUGCGUGGAGAGACAGCAAGUGGAGUUUACACACUGCAGCCUCGCGACUCAUCACCGAUCCAUGUCUACUGUGAAAUGACUUCUGAUGCUGGCUGGACCAUUAUCCAGAGACGCCACGAUGGAUCUGUAGAUUUUGAUCAGCUGUGGAAUGAAUAUCAAAAUGGAUUUGGAAACCUUGAUGGUGAAUUUUGGCUCGGACUCGACAAAAUGUACCGUGUGAGCAAAGAUGAAGAUUUUAUCCUGAAGAUUCAAAUGACUGACUGGAGAGACGAGCAUCAAAGCGUGCAGUACCGUUUCCGUCUGAACGGGGAGGACACUAACUAUUCUCUCCAAAUUCUGGAAAGUUCUGAUGGGAAUCUGGAAAGUUCUUUAAGCACCGAGUCAUCUAGUCUGCCCUUUUCAACCCGCGACAGAGACAAUGACCGGAAACACGACUUCAACUGUGCCAAACACCUGUCUGGUGGCUGGUGGUUCAGUAACUGUGGCCGCUCCAACCUCAAUGGCAGGUAUUUCAUCACUCCUCCCAAACAGAGGCAUCAGAGGAAACAGGGAAUGUUCUGGAAGACCUGGCAUGGUCGAUAUUAUUCUCUGAAAGCCACAGUGAUGAUGAUUUUACCUGUUCACUAACACUUUUGAAAGAUCUUCUGUAAGAUCAUCUUAAAGAAUUUAUUGGUGAUCAGAAAAUCAGACCGGUCUCCUUUGUUAAAUUUGUAUGGAUUCAUUGAUUUUGAAACUGAGAGAAACUACAAUGCAGAAAGGCAGAUUGCAGUGGUGAGCCGACGCCCAGUUCUGCAUGUCAGAACGAUUCUGUUCUGAACUUUCAAAUACAAAUCAUGUCAGAAAGCUACAGAAAUUGCAGAGUUUUUUCGAAGGUUUAUUAAUGAGAUUUGUUUACCAAAAAAUCCUGAAAUGAUGGACCAAACAACAGAUUAUCCAUUUUAAACCACUUAAAGAAAUGGCAUUAUUUAGAGGCAUUUUCCAGUGAAAAACUCAAAUAACUCAUUUUAACUCUAGAAAUAUAUGUAAAAUACGAGUUCUUCACAGGAGUGUGUUGUUCAGCGAGUUUGAGCCUGUGCACAUUCCUGCAGACCAACUUUCAGUCACAUUGACUGGUGUUAAUAUUUUAACUGCUGUUUUCACUUUAAAUGUUGAAUUGUUUGUGUGUUCCUGUGUCUGUGUCAGUGCUGUAUUAUUUGUUAAUGUUAUACGUUGAAAUAUUUGUAUUAUUUACAAUAUAGUUGUGGUUUUAACAUUUUUUGUACAGUUUUAUUUUCUUUCAUAAUUUAUGUUCGCAAGAUAAGUCACAGUGUUACCAUUUUUUACAAGGAGCUCAUUUUUGGUCUUAAACAGACCAAUAAAGCUUAUUUUUUAAAACCA